AUGCACAAGCUCAAAGAUUCCGGCCUCAUUCCCGACGUCUGCGACCAUUUCCCCAAAGAAACCCUGGCAGUCCGUUAUUUAGACUCUGGUAAAUCAGCAGAGGUCAAGUUCGGGAACGAAUUGCGACCAAGCCAGGUCUCGCGUGCUCCUUCAACAGUGACCUGGACAGCCAAACCUGGGCAACUGUACGCAAUCAUUAUGGUUGACCCGGAUGCCCCGAGUCGCGUCGAACCCUCGUACAGAAGUUGGCUGCAUUGGCUCGUCACGAACGUGCCGGGAUCCGAGGUCAAUCGAGGUGACCUUGUUGCGUCUUACAAGGGUUCGGCCCCACCGAAAGGCACUGGGAAUCAUCGGUAUUUCCUGUUGGUUUUUGAGCAGCAAAGGGGUCGCAUUGAUGUUAGGGAAACGUUUGAGAAACGGGCGUCUGAGGCAUCUCUUCAAUUUCAAUACAACAUAUCUGGGAAAAAGGACAUUUGGUUGGAUUCGAUGCCAAUUUUGAUCAUCACAGUUCUUGCGUUAUUUGCGCAAAAGUUCGCGUUUUGUUGGUGGAUCUCUGCUCUGUUGUUGUUCUCACGACUUUGCAGAGCGGCUUACAAACAUUUGCUCGCAAGACUAACAGAAGUUUGUGCAAAUUCCUCUGGAAAAGACUUGGAUGAUUUGAGAGUUACUUGGACUCGACUUCAUGGAGCAUGUUUCGACCUGCUGAAAGCGUUUGAAUCUUUCGCUGUUGGAUUCAUUCUGCACAAUGGGGUGCAGUUUUGCUUGAACACGUAUUUAUUUUUGGAGGACAUGAAACUGAGCUUCCUUUUAUGGGGAGUACGGCUUUGGUACAUCUCGAAUUAUGGAGCAUUAGCCCUUGGACAAAUUCUGUCCAUGCUCGUGGUUUGUCACGCCGUGGAGACGAUUUCUGGCGCAGAGCAAGAGGUCAUUCAAGAACUGAGAGAAAUUCCUACACAUGAAAUGGACAUGAAUUCAGAAAACGAAAGUGUCAUAAUCCAGUAUUUCCGGCAAUACAUUAUCCGUUGUUUGAACGACGUGUUUCUUCAGUUUCAGCAGCUAUUUUAUGAAGUGGCGACUUUUUCCAAGGACUUCAAGGGCUGGGGACUUUUCGAAAUCAAGAAAGGCAUGAUAGUGACUAUGGCGAAUUCUUUCCUAACCUACUUCUUGAUUUUGCUCCAAUUCAGCAAGGAAGAGCACGCAUCAACGUAG
Notodromas monacha is the source of this 1209-nucleotide messenger RNA. The record is from the annotation of a GenBank genome assembly. Lineage: Eukaryota; Metazoa; Arthropoda; Ostracoda; Podocopida; Cyprididae.